CAUCCCUCUACUUUCAUUUUUCACCGCACACUUAACUCCUUCUACUACAUAGACUAGAUUUCUUCUUCUAUUCCGAACUUUCUACGAUAACAGCGAGGUCUCUUCCCGAUAUGAACGACCAAGACGGAAACUAUGAACAGACAACUGGUAUGUUGGGCUUGGACCCCCUGGCGUCCGACCCUAUAUCCUCAAACUUCAGCGAUGACGAGCACAUGGCAUCUGGAAUGCACUCGGAAGAUCACACAAGGUCACUAGGAACGCCUGACACUUCGACAAACGGGGGAGAUGAACUACAUGGGGAUAGUGACUCUGCAUCACCCUCUCUAUCAAGCGGAGGGGAUGAUGAUGAUGAUGAAGAUGGUGACUACGAUACUCUCGAACCGUGGCAUUCAGACUCGACCGAUCCCAUAUCCCGUGAAGAUUUCCGUCGUUACCAGUCUCUUGUUGAAGAGCAGAUCCAGCGUUUGCGUUUAGAGAGAGACGGAUUCCGCGCCCUCUGGAAUAAUGAGAAAGCACGCGCUGAAUCUGGAUUAAAACGAUAUCGGGAGACCCAACGCAUGAUCGAGCAAGAGUCAAAAAGGGAUUAUGCGAAAUGGGAGAGGUCGUUACGAGGUAGGAUGAAUGAGCCUGUUUGGCCUCCUCCUGCGGCUGUUCCGAUGUCGCAGUUUCUAUAUGACAACGUUGAGGAUAUUAUGACGCAGCGUUGCAUAACGACUACGCUCUUACAUGCACAGGCUUGUUUGAAUGCGGACGACCCCGAUAAGGCGGAAGAAUUGGCUAGAGAGGCACUUGAACUUGCGAGGACUUUUGAUUACGAACCCCUUGAGGGUAGGUGCAAGUAUUGGCUUGGGCGGGUCGAAUAUGUGAGAGGAGACCAUAAGAGAGCGAGGAUGUUCUUCAUGAAAGCCCGAUCCUGUAUUGGAAAAUAUAAGGAGGGUGAAGAUGUUGAGGUCUAUUUGAGCCUCUUCCAGCCAGGCCUAUCCGAUCUGGAGAAGAAACGGAUCAUACUUAGGCACGCGGAGACUAUGUAUGCGCAGGUUAUGGAGGCGCAAAGGAGGCUUCGCCAGACAAAUAAAGAAAACUCAGGAGCUGGAGAAUGCCAUACCGAUGCAGCUUCAAGGUCGGAUCUUCCAGCUAGCGAAAAUUCACAGCAGGGUCAUUGAAACUAUCGUCGGGGAUGACAUGCACGCAUGGAACAUAUCUGAGGUUCUUACCCAGUGGGAAAGAGGUACAUGAGGGGUUAUGUGCAAAUAAUCUAGUAUGC
Messenger RNA from Paecilomyces variotii, 1264 nucleotides. RefSeq lists its product as hypothetical. The record is from RefSeq and is a predicted model, not a curated record. The transcript has a single exon. The coding region runs from base 111 to 1163 and encodes 350 amino acids. Gene Ontology annotation, molecular function: protein binding. NCBI's taxonomy places the organism in Eukaryota, Fungi, Ascomycota, Eurotiomycetes, Eurotiales, Thermoascaceae.